Messenger RNA from Colletes gigas, 1485 nucleotides. RefSeq lists its product as uncharacterized. Gene Ontology annotation, molecular function: nucleic acid binding. The transcript has a single exon. The record is from RefSeq and is a predicted model, not a curated record. Lineage: Eukaryota; Metazoa; Arthropoda; Insecta; Hymenoptera; Colletidae. The coding region runs from base 148 to 1485 and encodes 445 amino acids.
UUAAAGUUUAGUGAUACAUUUAGUAUUUAAAUUUUACAUUUCAGUGCUAAAGUUUAGUGAUACAUUUAGUAUUUAAAUUUUACAUUUCAGUGUUAAAGUUCAGUGGUAAAUUUAGUGUUACAGUUAGUGUUAGUUUAGUGUUAAAUAAUGGAAUCGCACAAGAAAGGACAAACAGUUCGCAGUGAAGCGAGGACCAUGGUGAAAAAGAUAGCGGCAAAAUGUGACGAGGAAGCGUCAAAGGGUGAACUUCUGCACCCAAUACAGCAGGCAAAUGCACGUGUUGCCGAAUACACUGGUUUGUCGAUCAGAACGAUCACCAGAAUUCGGAAGGAAAGUUCAACGUCUGAACAAGGAAGGUUGUCAUCGCCAGGGAAGAAACGGCCGAGAAGUAUCGGGAAAUGUCAUUGCACGGAGGAAGAAAAAAAAGUGAUUAGAAAUAUUAUCCACGAGUUUUACGUGGAGAAAAAAAUUGUGCCGAGUGCUCCGAAAUUGUUAGCCGCGAUAAGGGAAAAAAUUGUUUUCCCAUGGGAAUUGGACACGUUACGCCAGUUAUUAAAGAGCAUGGGAUACACGUGGAAAAAAAGUGUUAAUAUCAGAAAGAUAUUAAUUGAAAAGCCAAACAUUGUUGCCUGGAGAGGGAAAUAUUUAAAGGCAAUUAAUCAGUAUAGAAAGGCAAACAGAAAUAUUAUUUAUAUUGAUGAGACAUGGGCUGAUAAUACCUUGUCUUUUGGAAAGUGCUGGCAGAGCGAAGAAACACUUGGUAUUGUGAAAAAUAUGAGUUCUUCUCACCGAUAUAUAAUUGUCCAUGCUGGUGGGAAGAGUGGAUUCGUCAACAAUGCACUGUUGAUGUUCAAAGCGAACAGCACAAGUGGCGACUAUCAUGGUCAAAUGAAUGCCAUUAAUUUUGAAAAGUGGAUGACUGAAAAACUUUUGCCGAAUAUCGCACCGAAUAGUGUUAUUGUGAUGGACAAUGCCCCAUAUCACUCUAUUCAAUUGAAUAGGCCACCAUCGAAGUAUGCAAGGAAGAGUGAUAUGAUGGACUGGCUUCUUCGGAAUAACGUACCGUAUUCCGAAGACAUGAAGAAAUAUGAAUUAGUGCACUUGAUAGAACAACAUAAAGGUCCAGAAAAAAUAUUUAAAGCGGAUGAAGUACUGAAAUGCCAUGGACACAUCGUGCUGCGGUUACCACCGUACAUGUGCGAUUUAAAUCCGAUUGAGUUGGCCUGGGCACUAAUAAAACGGAGAAUUCGCGAAAAAAAUCCGUCAACUUUAGCAGUGGAUGAAUUGCUAGCGCUUGCGGAAGAAGCGGUAAAUCGGACAAGUGUCAGUGAGUGGGAAAAUUUUUGUCGCCACACAGAAGAUUUGGAAAAGAAGUAUUGGGAAAAAGACAAUUUGUUGGAGGAUGCCAUGGAUGAGGUACUAUCACAAAUUUUGGAUAAUUCCGAAGACAGCGAAGACAACAGCAGCUCCUCCGAAGAUGUGUAA